AUGGCCCGUCGUCCCACACUCUUCGUUCUGGCCGCCGCCGCCUGCGUUUGGCUCUUCUCCUCAAGCAUCUCCAGCCCUGAGCAGGAGGUCUUCGUUGUCCAGACCCCUGCCCUGCGUGGCCAGGGUGCCUUCACUGGCAACACUGUGGAGAUCUCCGCAGUUGACUCCCCGGUGGUGUUGAAGGCUCUGCCUGAGCCACGCCCCAACGAUGCCAUGCUGCCAGUCGAGCUGAACCGAACCUCCUUGUACUGGGGCUUGCUGUUGAUUUGCAUCCUCUCGGUGCUGUUCUCCAGCUACUUCUUUAACUGA
This is a messenger RNA of Cladocopium goreaui, 309 nucleotides long. NCBI's taxonomy places the organism in Eukaryota, Dinophyceae, Suessiales, Symbiodiniaceae. The record is from the annotation of a GenBank genome assembly.